AUGGGUUCCCAAGUAUUAGAAAUACUACGUCAGGGUAUAUGGGCAUCAUUAACAGGAGGCUGGUUUUAUGAUCCCCAUCAAAAUUUGUUUUGCAACACUGUACAUCUGUAUAUAUGGCUAUUUCUGCUAUGUUUGCCUUUUUCUGUUUAUCUGUACUUUCCUCCGGCAAGUCUCGGCUGGUUGAUAUACUGUGCAUUAGUGGCUCUCCUCUUCACCGCCCUAAAGCUAAUCAACCACGGGCUGCACCACAUGUACGACACAAACGAACUUAUCAUUGUGCAGUCUACAGACGAGGCUGGAAAUUCAAAUGAAAAUACAGCUUUGUUGUCAUCUCACAGGCCAGAGGAAGGUAUGGAGAUGCAGACGCUGGGUGGUGCAGCCGCGCCACAGAGCGAUAACGACUCCAUUACUUCACUUGAAUACCACAAACCCAACAAUAGUACUAUAGAUUUAAAGGUUGAUGUUCAUAGAAAAGACAGUUCAGAAUCAAGCAUAGAAGAUAGUGGCAUGUCUGUUAUGCCAAAUAUACCCAUAGCGACAACAAAAUCCGACUUAUGUGUCGAACAACCAGUGGAGGUCGUAGAACCUCCAAAACCCCGUCCAACUAGAGUUCGCGAGAGAACCAAAUGUGGUCAUAGAAGGGAACAAAGAACUAAAACGAAAAGGGGCCAUGGCCGAAUCGACGAAUUAAUUGUCGAAGAGUCGAGGAACCCUAGAGUAGAUAGCAUAAUACCAGUAAAUGUGCUCAUAGAUGAUGGCCCAUUCGCAAAAGUCAGUAGACGCUUUCAUGAAUGCCCUCACCGACGUGGGUCCAGUAACAGAGAUUUCUUUAAAGAGUGGCUGUAUCUUGACGGCAGUGAGGCAACCGGUGAACCUUAUCAGUCGAAAUUUGCCAGACAACUCAGUUCAGAUUCCAGGGAUAAUUCCGAACCGAGUGUAGGGCCACCUUCACCUAAGAAAAGAACAGCCCAGAGGAGAAGAUAUAAUAAUUAUCACGACGAAAGCUGUACUAAAUCAGCUAUGGCUCUGGCAACUGCACAAUCAUCUAAUAUGCGGAGAAACUCAAAUUCAACCAUGUCAACUAUACAACUGCCUUUGUUAAAUUCGACUGCCCAACUCGUUUCUCAUAUGAGAAGGCACUCCAAUAAUGCUGAUACAGGGUUUUUUGCGAGUGUUGAAUUAGGUGAAUACAUGAUGGUUAAAUCUGAAGUGCCAGUUGGGGAUACCGAUAAGAGUAAAGGUAAAAGUCCGGGUGUCAGAAGAAUAAAAAGUGCCGCUUUGGAAAUAGGAUGUCCGCCACCUAGUGUAUCAAAUUUGUCGCCUCAUCCCAAUAGUGCUGAAACAAUUGGAGGUCAGGUGUUAAAAAAUCCUAAAAGUGCAGUAAUUCCACCUCCGAGCAAAUGCCUUACACGCGGUCCUCAUUUAAAUCUCUACCCAAAAAAUGAAUCUGGUGAGGGAUGUAGCUAUCCCUAUCUCACUUACGGUUCAGAAAUAGUUUACCCUAUUGCUGAGAUAUCGGAUGAGAUGCAAACAUCUCAAAAAGAAACAGAUCUAGAUUCUAGUGGAGAAAGUUACAGUGAAUAUGAAGAUGAAAAACAAUUUCGCGGGUUUGAUUGGGAGGCAGAACAGUCUCCAGUUAUUCGUUCAAGCGAUUCCGAUUUUGAAAAUAAUGGUUCUAGAUCACCUUUACUCGAUAAAGUCAAUGACAUCAGAGUAAUAAGAUUAAAAAACCAAAGUGAAUGCAAAAAACAUUGUUGCGAAAGACAUCAAAACAUAAAAACCCUCCCAGAGUGUCCAAAUGAAAAAUCAAAGCAUUUAAGACAAAAAAAGGGGAAAUUGGAAAUAAAAUCGGAUAAACCCAUUAAUCCCUGUGAUUGUAAAUUUAAUCAGAGUAGUGAUUAUUUCGAUAAAGCUAGUGCUAGUUCGAAAGAUUUAUUAAUCGAAAAAUCGAGCUUGGAAUCAAAUGAGAAUGUUGAUCCUUCUGAAAAACAAUCUCAAGAAAAAAAACCAGUAGAGAAGAAACUGUGGGACCACGAUAUAUCUAAUACUAGUAGCAGUAGUAGUGAAUUAGAGAGGCCAGAAGAUGAGGCUAAAGGAAGCAACAUUGCACCAGAGACUGAAGAAUCGCAGCUAACUUGCGAUAGCAAAAGUGCUGAUGAAAGAAGUGUGUACAGUUUAGACUGGUUGUUUGAAGAAAUAUCUGAAACCAAAGCAGAAGACAAUGCUGAAAAUUUAGGCCCAGAAGAAAUUUUAUGCCAAAAAUUAGCUAAUGCCUUAGGAGAAUCUUCAUCAAAUGUACCAAAAAAUUUAGGCGCUAUACCAAAACAAUUAAAAAACUUAGCACGCUCACGAGCUUCUUCUCAAAAAGAAAACAAAGUGAAGGAUUCCAGAAAAGACAAAGAUGAAAACCAGACUGAAGAUAGAAUAUUAAUGGAUGCUGUCGAAGCUCAAGCUGCUUUAGUUCAAGGAUUGGAAUGUCUUUUUGCGGCUACAAAUGCAAACACAGUUGUAAUGCCUCCUCCAAACAGAGACGAUAGAUCAAGAAGUCACAGACAAAGUAUUAGAGGCGAAAGGGACAGUUUGCACAAAACGAGAAAACGAUCCAUAGAGGAAGUCGCACAAACAUCAACUAACACAUUACUGCCAACCUCAAUGCCAUUAUUAGCCGCUUUUCUUAACUCAAGGGUAGAUUUUAUGCCUUGCUGUGUGCCUGAUAAUCAACCUGCCAUUGAAGGACAAGCACCGGAAGAAGGGCAGAGACUAAGACCCUUGAUGGAUCGCAAUCAUCGAAAUCGAAUUAGAAAAAUUAAGCGCUCUACACGUCAGCGUAAUAAUCCGCCCCAACAAAGCACGGAUAAGAAAGACAAGCCUUCUACAUCAGAUAAUCCAAAUAGUAAUAAUGUCCACUUUGCUACGUCAUUUGAGGAUACCACCGAUGGCGCUAUACACUGUUUCAUGGAUGAAUAUGGAAACUGGAUGUCAUAUACUUUCGAUAAGAAUAGUUCUGGUAGAGCUCAGCCUCAACCGAUACCAUUAGCUGAUAAAGAAGAUGGGACAAGAAAUAUCGCCCUUAAAUCUGAAAAUCCUGACAAUUCUCAAGAAACUGCCGGCGAAUGCAGCUGUGGCUCUCUAGAAUCAGAAGUUGCGAAUAAUGAAAGUGUACCAAAAACGAAACGCGGUGACAGUAUAGAUCAAAGUUCUUCCAACCAAGGAAGCAAUAACCCUUUGCUUUCGAGUAAUAACAACGUAUCAACAGUCGUCCCUAUCAACACCAAUGGCUCAAAUAAACGGUUCUAUGUGUUUGAUGGUGGGACUGGCUCACAUACGGAUCAACCUAGGUCUCCUGUUGCAUACGUAACAGAUAGUUUGUUAGAACAAAUAGAAGCUGAAAGGCAAUCCCGAAUGGGACUACCAAGCAUGCAUAUCAAUUUCCUGAUGAGCCAACAGAGGGCACAACAACAAGCCCAACAGCAAGCAGAGAACACAUCCACGCACAUACCAAGUCUGAUGCCUUCAAUCGGGGAGGAAAGUGUGGAUAUGAAUAUUAGGAGCAAAUUCUCAAAGCUUAUGGAUGACUUAGAUAAAGCCAAAAAACCUAAAUCGAAAAGUUAUUACAAAUUUAAAUUAUCAAAAUGCUUAGAAGUCAAAGUUACAAUGGACAGAUUAAAACUAAUGGCUCUUUUCGAUAGAAAUCUAACCUUUAAAGAAACAUUUAUUUCAAUAAUGCUCGCGGUUGCAGUGGCUGCGCUGGGCUCUAUGGUUUUAAACCUCGGAUUUUACAGGGAUAUAUACGCUUUUUGGUUUUGCUUCAUUAUGGCAGGCAGUCAAUAUUCGUUAUUGAAGAGUGUUCAACCUGAUUCGGCGUCACCCGUGCACGGGUUCAACAAAAUGGUCGUGUUCUCGCGACCAGUUUAUUUUUGUUUAUGUACAGCAAUAUUGUGUGCUGUAAAUAAUCAGUUACAACAGAUCGAUCCGCCCAAAGACAGCCAUAUAAGGACAAGGCGAAGUGCAGAUGAACUUAAACCUCUGACUAUAUAUGGAUUUGAAUUUAAGGAGACCGAUUUUUUAUACGUUAUACAAGAGAUCCUCUCUAAAUUUCUACUAUUUUUUCCCUUAGCUUUUAGUUUGGGUUUAUUUCCCCAAGUGAAUACGUUCCUAAUGUACCUAUUGGAGCAGAUCGAUAUGCAUAUUUUUGGAGGUAAUGCAACGAGUAGCUUAAGCGCGGCUGUCUAUUGCGUUGUCAGAUCUAUUGCAGCCAUUGGAGUAUUGUAUGGUUUUGCAUAUAGUGGGUUGAUAGAAGGGAAGAAAACUCAACAUCAAAAGCAUAAUAUAUUGUUUUCUAUCUUCUGCGGUCUUCUAGUCCCCAUAGCGUAUCACUUAAGUCGAAGUGCCAGUGAUUAUACGCUUAUUUGGAAUUUAAUAAAGAAACAUUUACUACCUCCAGACUUUUAUGUCGUUCAAAAUCCAGAACCACAAGAAACAGAAAAAACUGACCCAAAUACUUUAAGCGAGCAAAAGAAAAAUAAUUCGGAGAGUAACAUAUCCAAACAAAAUUCUAUGGGCAGUUCGACGUCAAAGAUCAACUUUAGUUCAGAAACUAAUAUAGCAAGAUCUCAAAAACGUUCUCAAACAUCGAGUAUUAGUUCAUUGAAGAUGGAUCCUAGGGGUGACACUAUGAACUCCACGUCAUCUCUAAAAGCUGAUCGAUCGGAGGCUCCUACUGAAACUGAGGAAAAAAGUAGAGAUUCAAAUACUUUAAACUCUAACGCAAACAAACAGGACACAGAUAAACCUGAUGAGGAUAUGGAAGAUCCUUUACCCAAGAAAUUGCAAGCGACCGUCAACGCCAGACUGAAGAAUGACCUAAUAGUCUGCACGUUUCUCGGGCUCUUCGUUUUUGGCCUGCAUUGUACAACAGUUUUCACUACUUUAAGACCACAACUUAAUACGGUGCUUUGGAUCAUAGCGGGCGUGCUCGGCUGGCUCCUCCACUACAUAACGCCGCAGCUGCGCAAGCAACAGCCCUGGCUCUGCCUCGCGGGCCCCGUGCUCAAGCAACAUGAACACGCGCAGUUCGAGGUCACUGAGCCUGCCAAGCUCAUGUACUUUGAGAGGAUGUUCGUGUACCUGUGUUUCCUGGAGCGCAACGUGCUGUACCCGGCCGUGGUGCUGGCCGCCACGUCGCAGGACGCGCCCGCCAUCGCGCACAAGUACGGCGACGCGUUGGGCGCGCUCAUCGUGUGCGUGUGCGCGCUCAAAUGUCUAAGAAACGCGUACUCGGAACCUGACACGCAGUACCUGAUAGUGGUGUUCGCGGUGCUGCUGUUCCAGCGGGACCUCAUUAGCCUGAAAGUGUCAGAAACAUUUCUUGUGGAUUACUUCAUAACGGCAAUCAUAUUUAGCAAGGUGUAUGAGUUCUUGUUGAAGGUGCAGUUCGUGGUGACGUACAUCGCGCCGUGGCAGAUCACGUGGGGCAGCGCCUUCCACGCCUUCGCGCAGCCCUUCUCCGUGCCACACUCCGCCAUGCUGUUCCUGCAGGCCGCCGUGUCCGCGCUGCUGUCGUCGCCGCUCACGCCGGCCUUGGGAAGCGCCAUAUUCAUGACGUCAUACGUGCGCCCCGUCAAGUUUUGGGAACGCGAUUACAACACGAAGCGGGUGGACCAGAGCAACACGCGGCUGUCGUCGCAGCUCGAGAGGAAUUUGGGCGCAGACGACAACAACCUGAACUCGAUAUUCUACGAGCACCUGACGCGGUCGCUGCAGCACUACCUGUGCGGCGACCUGCUGCUGGGCCGCUGGGGGCAGGUGCAGCAGGGGGACUGCUUCGUGCUGGCCUCGGACUACCUGAACUGCUUGGUGCACAUCGUGGAGAUGGGCAACGGGCUGGUGUCCUUCCAGUUGCGCGGGCUGGAGUUCCGCGGCACGUACUGCCAGCAGCGCGAGGUGGAGGCCAUCUCUGAGGGGCCCGAGGAGUUGAGUGAGGGCGGGUGCGGGUGCGGCUGGCCGUGGUGCGCGCGCGUGCUGUCGCCGGGCGCGUGGUGGGCGCUGCGCUGGCUGGCGUGGCAGCUGGCGGCGGCGCGCUACGUGCUGGAGGGCUACUCCGUCACUGACAACAGCGCCGUCUCCAUGCUGCAAGUCUUCGACUUCCGCAAGGUGCUGCUCACCUACUACGUCAAGAGUAUUAUCUACUACACUAUACAAUCGAGUAAACUCGAGGAAUGGCUGUCAUCGCCCGAGCUUACUGAAGCACUCAAGCCCAUGAGUGAGAGGUCCUUCGUAGACUUGGACCCCAUCUUCAAUGUCAACCUGGAUGAGGACUACGACUUUCGAGCUUCUGGAAUAACUAAGAGCCGGUUCUGCGCCGUGUACCAGGAGUGGGCGGUGCACUGCGCGGCGCGGCGCGGCGCGGGCUGGCGGCGGCGCGCGGCGCAGCGCGACGGCGCGCUGCUCACGCUGUGCUUCGCGCUCAGCCUGCUCGGGCGCCGCGCGCUGGCCGCCGCGCACCACCUGGCCGCCUCCUCCGUCGAGUUCUUCCUCUACGGCCUGCACGCGCUCUUCAAGGGCGACUUCCGCAUCACGUGCGCGCGCGACGAGUGGGUGUUCAGCGACGUGGCGCUGCUGCACUCGGUGCUGGCGCCCGCCGUGCGCAUGGCGCUCAAGCUGCACCAGGACCACUUCAUGUUCCCCGAGGAGUACUGCAGCAGCGCGGCGCUGUACGCCGCCAUCGCCUCGCACGCGCAGCGCCUCGUCAUCUGCCACGAGGCGGCGCCGGCCUGGCGCUACAACGUGCUGCGCGGCGCGCCGCAUCUGCUCGCGCUCAGACACGUAAUGGACGAAGGCAACGACGAUUACAAAAUAAUAAUGCUGAACAAGCGUCAUCUUGGCUUCCGCGUAAUCAAACUGAACCGCGAGUGCGUGCGCGGGCUGUGGGCCGGCCAGCAGCAGGAGCUGGUCUACCUGAGGAACAGGAACCCGGAGAGGGGCUCCAUACAGAACGCUAAGCAGGCGCUGCGCAACAUCAUCAACUCGUCGUGCGACCAGCCCAUCGGCUACCCCAUCUACGUGUCGCCGCUCACCACGUCGUACGCGGACACGUCGCCGCCGCUGCGCGCGCUGGCCGGCGGCCCGCUCACCGUGGCCGCCGUGCGCGACCACCUCGUGCGCCUGUGGAGGCGCAUCCGGCGGCGCUGCGGCGAGGGCUGCUCCAGCGGCGCGUGCGAGGCGGCGGCGGCGGAGGCGGGGCGCGCCGCGCCGCGCGUGCCGCCUGCGCACCCGCCGCGCGCCGGCGCCCCGCGCGACUCCGGUGUAGCGGGUACACGCGGCAGCCUGUCCAGCGCGGGCAAGCCCACGUCGUCCACGCUGGCGGCGUCGCUCGCGGGGCUGCUGCGCGAGCACUCGCACGAGCGCGCGCAGGACGACGCCGUGUACGCGGCGGAGGGCGCGGAGGCGCGGCGGCGCGCGGAGGAGCGCGGCGCGCGGCGCGAGCGCAACAUGCGCGCGCGCACGCAGCCGGGCAGUCGCAGCCGCGCGCGGCGCGAGCGCGCGCUGCCCGCCUCCUUCCGCCUGCUCGCCGUCAGCGACCCGCUGCGCGCGCCCCCCGCGCCGCACGCGCACGCCGCGCACCCCGCGCACGCCGAGCGGCUCGCGGACGACGUGCAGGGUUCCAGCGGGUGGGAGUGCGCGUGGCGCGAGCAGCCGCGACGCGCCGCUAGUGCUAAGGCGUGCGGGUCGCGGGCGUCGCCGGUGUCGCGGUCGUCGGGCUCGCACUCGUCGCUGGAGGAGGCGCGCGGCGGCGACGUGUCGCUGCCCGACUGCAAGAUCAUCGCCAACCGGAACGUCGUCGCCUUCACCAGAUACUUCAUAAACGAAGGUACGUCGAAGGAUCUAUCGAAGUUAAGCAAAGACAUUCGUCACGAGCGCGAGAGCUACCGAGAGCUGACCGGCCGAUACAUCGAGAAGCCUGAAAGCAUACCGUUGAAGGAAACCCACUACUCCGAUAUAUCGAAUAAAGAAUCGAUUUUGAAGAAAGAACCCAAAAAGGACUCUAAGACAAAGGAGAUAAAGACGAAAAUCAAACGAUCUGAUUCGGGUCGAAGUGAAUUGAAGGCUAACAUCAGUGUGGGGAGUAAAGUUCUGAUAGUGGAGCCGUUGGGAGUGUACGAUUGUAUUAAUUUGGGGAGAAGGAUAGACGUGCUGUGGCCCUCCGAGCAGCAGCGGGAGAGGGGUGGGAGGAACUAUUGGGGAGGAUGGGUGCCCAUGGCGGGGAUGGACGGACUGGUAGUACACAAGUGGACGCCCAACCACCGGGACCCGAAGCUCAGGUCCCACGUCGACAAGAGCAUACUGCUCGUGCAGAUAGACGACCGCUUCGUGCCCAUCGCCGAGCACUGCGUGCAGGACCUCGGCGACGAAGUU
This is a messenger RNA of Brenthis ino (lesser marbled fritillary), 8415 nucleotides long. The record is from the annotation of a GenBank genome assembly. NCBI's taxonomy places the organism in Eukaryota, Metazoa, Arthropoda, Insecta, Lepidoptera, Nymphalidae.